AUGACCACGCUCAAGGUCGAACGGGUCGCCAACCCCGAGUACAAGCCCCAGCCGUACUCCGUCACAGGCUACAGCACCUUCCGCUCGUUCUACCCUUACUACUUGGGCGAACACAGCAACAAGAUCUGCCGACGCCUUCACCUAAUCGGCACUACCAUCGCCCUCGGCACCUUCACCCGCGCUCUGCUCGCCGCCGCCCCUCUCCUCGCCAAAGACCCGAAAGGGCGCCUCGACGCCCUCCGUUUCGGCGGCGAAGGGUGGAAGUCGAUCGGGGAGUUGCUGCUCGGCGGGUUUGUGCAGGGGGUCGGCCACUUCUUCUUCGAACUUAACAAGCCCGCAACCUUCAAGCACCCCUUCUUCAGCUUCAUGGGCGACCUCAGGCUCUGGUGGGAGGUCAUGACGUUGCAGAGGAGGCCGUGA
Messenger RNA from Rhodotorula toruloides NP11, 420 nucleotides. RefSeq names its product DUF962 family protein. Lineage: Eukaryota; Fungi; Basidiomycota; Microbotryomycetes; Sporidiobolales; Sporidiobolaceae. The coding region runs from base 1 to 420 and encodes 139 amino acids. The record is from RefSeq and is a predicted model, not a curated record. The transcript has 5 exons.